AUGAAGGAGGAGGAGCGCGGCCGCAAGGAGGUGGUGGUGGUACUGGUGGGCCCACCGGGCAGCGGCAAGUCCUCGUUCGCCGAGGCCGUAGUUGGCGGCUCCACCGCCGGCCGCCACUGGGUUCGCGUCUGCCAGGAUACAAUUGGGAACGGCAAAGCUGGGACAAAAAUACAGUGCUUGAAGGCUGCAUCAGAUGCUUUGAAGGAGGGCAAGAGUGUUCUCGUUGACCGCUGUAACUUGGAACGCGAGCAGCGUGCUGAUUUUGUGAAGCUGGGCAGCACAUUGCACGCAGAUGUGCAUGCUGUCUCCCUGGAUCUACCUGCAAAGGUCUGUAUCUCACGUGCAGUGAGCCGAAAGGGUCAUGACGGCAAUCUGCAGGGUGGGAAGGCUGCCCUUGUUGUCAACCGCAUGCUGCAAAAGAAGGAGACACCCUUGCUCACAGAAGGUUUCAGUCGGAUCAUGUGCUGUAAUGAUGAUGGCGACAUUAAAAAAGCAGUUGACUUGUAUAAUGAUUUAGGGCCUUCAGAUAGUCUUCCAUCAGGAGUUUUUGGUCAGAAGAGCAAAAGACCCGUACAAGUUGGUAUAAUGAAGUUUCUAAAGAAAGCUGAUGCUUCCAGUGUUGAGACAUCUAGUGGACCUAAGCUUGCAUUGACAGAAAUAAAGCCAGCGCAGCAAAAUCCUUUGCCAAAACAGGAAAAUGUUGAAGCUGGUUUUGCCUGCCCAAUGGAAGUUGAGAAGGGGUUGAAUGACAAGAUGGAAAAUGAAGAGCAUGCUAAAGAAAGUGAUUAUUGUGAUGUUGGUUCCCGUACUCUGGCAUUUCCAUCUAUUUCUACUGCCGACUUCCAGUUUGAUCUUGACAGAGCAUCUGAUAUUAUAGUGGACACAGCUGCUAAUUUCUUGCAGAAGUUUGAUAAUAUAAGACUAAUUCUUGUAGACCUGAGCGAGAAAUCAAGAAUUUUGUCAUUGGUCAAACAGAAGGCUGCUAAGAAGAGCAUUGACUCCAACAGAUUUUUCACAUGCGUGGGAGAUAUCACUCAGUUGCACACAAGAGGAGGUCUUCAAUGCAGCGUGAUUGGUAAUGCUGCCAAUUGGAGGCUAAAACCUGGAGGUGGAGGGGUUAAUGCGGCAAUAUAUAAUGCUGCUGGAGAAUCUUUACAACAUGCAACUAAAAAAUGUGCUGAUGCACUGAGGCCAGGAACCUCUGUUGUUGUUCCACUUCCAUCAACUUCUCCUCUGCGUCAACGGGAAGGUGUGACCCAUGUCAUACAUGUGCUUGGGCCAAAUAUGAAUCCAAUGCGACCAGACUAUCUUAAGAAUGACUAUACCAGAGGGUCUAAGAUUCUUCGUGAAGCAUACAAUUCACUUUUUGAGAAUUUUGCAUCCAUUGUGCAGAGCUACAUGGGAAAGCAGAACAGUGAAUCUGGAGCAGAAAAGUCAGCAUCUGGAGGGACAUCUCCCAAUGACACAAAAAUGAAGCGAGAGGACAGCCAUGGAUCUGAAAGGAUGAAAAAACAUAAGUUGUUUCAACCCAUUAUGACUGCAAAGCAACAGCAUGAGUGUACAAAGGUUAAUGCUCCAAAUUGCCAUGAUGAUGCCAUGACUUCAUCUGCUGUUCCUAGCCAAACUAGACAAGUAGACAACAAAAGGAAUGAUGUGGUUACCAGUAAGACUUGGGGAUCCUGGGCCCAGUCUCUUUAUGAACUUGCCAUGAACCCAGAAAAGUACAAGAACUCAGAUUCUAUCCUGGAGACAUCAGAUGAAUAUAUUGUUCUGAAAGAUCUCUAUCCAAAGGCCAAAAGGCAUAUUUUGGUGAUAUCUAGAAUGGAUGGUCUUGACUCUCUAGCAGAUGUCAAGAAAGAACACUUGCCUUUGUUGAGGAGGAUGCAUUCAGCUGGGGUGAAGUGGGCACAGAAGUUCCUAGAGGAAGAUGCGGCUUUGGAAUUCAGACUUGGAUACCAUUCGGUUCCAUCAAUGCGACAAUUGCAUCUUCACAUCAUUAGCCAGGAUUUCAACUCUGCAAGCUUGAAAAAUAAGAAACAUUGGAACUCCUUCACCACAUCAUUUUUCCGUGAUUCUGUUGAUGUCAUUGAGGAGAUUGAACAAAAUGGAUCAACAACCACCAGCACUGAUGAAAAGGUACUCGCAAUGGAACUCCGGUGCCACAGGUGCAGGAGCGCUCAUCCAAACAUCCCAAAGCUGAAAUCCCACAUCGCGAUCUGUAAAUCUUCCUUCCCUUCCCAUCUUCUGCAGAAAAACAGGCUGUUGUCCUCUACGAUGCAUAUGGACCGCACUUAG
This is a messenger RNA of Miscanthus lutarioriparius, 2295 nucleotides long. The record is from the annotation of a GenBank genome assembly. Lineage: Eukaryota; Viridiplantae; Streptophyta; Magnoliopsida; Poales; Poaceae.